Messenger RNA from Rubroshorea leprosula, 894 nucleotides. NCBI's taxonomy places the organism in Eukaryota, Viridiplantae, Streptophyta, Magnoliopsida, Malvales, Dipterocarpaceae. The record is from the annotation of a GenBank genome assembly.
CAACAAACACUAAUACAAACACCUCGUUCUUCCAAGUAUAUAGUAGUUUGUGUUGGAUCAUGUCUAGGGUUAUCGAAACUCUUAGGGUCGGUAGAGUUAUCGGAGAAGUGGUUGAUAUCUUCAACCCGACCGUGAAAAUGACAGUAACUUACUACUCGAACAAGCAGGUCUCCAAUGGCCAUGAGUUCAUGCCUGCUGUCAUUGCCUCCAGACCUCGGGUUGAGAUUGGUGGAGAUGACAUGAGAGCUGCUUAUACAUUAAUUAUGACAGACCCUGAUGCUCCAAGCCCCAGUGAUCCUUACUUGAAGGAACAUUUGCACUGGAUGGUCGUUGACAUCCCCGGUACCACAGACGCGUCCUUCGGAAAGGAGGUUGUUGGGUACGAGACACCAAAACCGGUGAUGGGCAUUCACAGAUACGUGUUCAUACUGUUCAAGCAAAGAGGAAGACAGACGGUGAGGCCUCCGGCUUCAAGAGAUCACUUCACCACGAGGAGGUUCUCGGAAGAGAACGGACUGGGGUUGCCAGUUGCCGCUGUGUACUUCAAUGCGCAAAGAGAGACUGCCGCAAGAAGAAGAUAAAAGAGUAAGAACGAAAAUAAUUUACUUAAUCAAAUAAUAUUAUAAAGAUUGUAAAUUUCUCAGGUGGAUGUCGAUUUAGGAUUGAGUUGAAGCUCUGUUUUAAGUACUACGUGUUGUGUCAUGUAUUUGAAGGUGGAGUUACUGCUUUUUGUUAGAACUAGGUUUGUGGGGUCCCAUCUUUAUGUUUGUUUGGGGUUUCUUUAAGGAGGCUCUGAUGUUGAUGUGAUUACAUGUAGGAUGUAUAUUUGUGACAUGCUUCUUUACCAUAGUCUAUUGUAUGGUUCACCAUUCGGAAUAUAGACCAAAAUCGUGG